CAGCGUCCUUGUUUUGUUGACGUUGCAGACGGCGUUUUUAGCUGAAACUGUCUUGUGUGUGUUUUUCUGGUGCGUAGCUGCGACUGCAGUUCUGUUGAUACUCCAGACUAAUGAAGCACGAUUUAGUUAAUCUCUCUUCAAUCGUAUCCUUGCGACAUCAGCGGGAUAUUUUCGGCGGCCUCGGCCACAGCGCUUCUCUAGUGCAGCCACGUAACGGAGGUUGGACGAAAUCGAACGCCGAGUUUGCCUAGUACUCUGUGUUCGCACCAUUCUUCACUGUGCGGUGUUAUAUUUAAAUGACCAUUGGAAAUGGCAGAGAAGAACCUUGUGGCAAAAGCCACAAAAGCAGCUUCGUACAACAUCGUUCUGCAGCUGACUCUGCGUGUUUUAACGUUCGUGCUGAAUGCGUACAUCUUGCGACACAUCACCAAAGACCUGCUGGGAGUUAUCAAUGUGCGACUCAUGCUUCUCUACACAACUGUGCAAUUCCUGAGCAGGGAGCCGUUCCGUCGAUCCUGUUUCAGUGAUGCAAGCAACCAAAACUGGCCUGCCAUCAUCAACGUAACCUGGCUGUGUCUUCCCGCUUGUGUCUUUAUUGGUGCCAUUAUGAGCUUUGUAUGGUUGUUCGUUCUCGAGAGGCCUGACCCCAUGGUGGCGACUGGCUACACGCUGGGCGUGCACUGUGUGGUCAUUUCUGUUAUCGUUGAAGUGCUUGCCGAACCUCUAUACGUUGUCAGUCAAGCAUUUCACUAUAUAAAGUUCAAAAUAUUUUUCGUGGGCAGCGGUAUUACCUUACGGUGCAUCAUAAUGGCGGUGCUCGUUGCCUUCGACCCGCAGAAUGCUAUUUGGGCUUACAGCGUGGCACAGCUCAUAUCAUCUGCAUAUUAUACUGUUGUUCUUUAUGCUUACUUUACCUUUGAAUCAAGGCGAUUGAACCGCGCCUGUGAAGAUAAACCAAAAGAGUCCAGCCGCAAAUGUGGCGACCAUACACUACCUUUCACCAGUACACUUGAUAUCAUUCCUUUCAUUGGCUGCAAUGGUACGCAGUUUGACCAAAAUGUCGCAAAGCUUACAUGGAGCUUUAUGAAGCAAACUGUGGCCAAGCAACUCUUGACCGAAGGUGAACGUUAUAUCAUGACUGUGUUCAACACACUAUCUUUUGCUGAACAGGGUGUAUACGACAUAGUCAACAACCUUGGUUCUUUAACAGCCCGUCUCGUCUUUCAGCCCAUUGAAGAAAGUAGCUAUGUGUUUUUCGCUCAAGUUGUACAGCGUGAUGUGCCACCCAGCCAACAAAAUGUUGACAGUGUCACGUUGAGUGUGCUAACCUUGAAACAGCUUCUAAAGUUGCUGACGCACAUUGGACUCAUCAUUUUCACUUUUGGUCAAGCUUACUCCACUCUUCUCCUACACCUGUAUGGUGGCAGUGCACUGAGUGACAGCUUAGCACCGCUGCUACUCAGGUGGCACUGUGCAUACAUUGUAUUAAUUGCUAUCAAUGGAGUCACUGAGUGCUUCGUGUUUGCUGCUAUGAGCAAGAAACAGCUGGACCAGCAUAACCGCAGGCUCGCCCUCUUUUCAGUCCUGUUCCUAUUUGUUGCAUACCUUCUGACCACUUUGUCUGGUGCGGUGGGGUUCAUUCUGGCAAACUGUUUUAACAUGAUUGCACGUAUUGGUUACAGUAUAUUUUUUAUAAGCACAUACUAUGCUAAAACUCAAUACCGUCCGUUGCAUGGUAUUCUUCCCAGUGCACGUGUGCUUGUAACUGCGGUGCUUAGUUAUCUAGUCACCACAAUUUCGGAAGCAGUGUUCUGCUGUCAUGCUGGAUUCAUUUACCUCUUGUUGCAUGCUGCUGUUGGUGCACUGUGCCUGUUUGUAUUCUUGUUUGCCAUCUAUGUCAAGGAGAAAGAACUAAUAGCAUUCCUCAAAACAUGCUGGCAUGAUGGAAGCUUUGGAAAAAGGUCUGAGAAGGUGCAAUAAGCAACACUGCUGUUUUUCUAUCCAUACUACUUACAUGUUUUCUUGGUGAACUUUGUGUGUGAAACUGAAACCAUAAAUUACAUUUGUCAAAUCAAAUGCAAGCUGUCUUUGUUAGGUCUUUUAUUAAGUUUGCUAGCUUUAGUUUAUUCAGCACUUUGGACCAAUAUGUGGCUGUGCAGGCAGUAAAGUUUAUAUUACUUUUACCUGAUUGUAUUUUCUUGCAUCACUGUUUUAUGUAUUGUUACUACAAUGUUGCAGUGUUGUUUCUACAUUCCUUUUGUUCUACCAAAAGAAACUGCUACUUCAUUGAGUUCUUCAUCCCUGGAGCAUUUUUGCAGUGCAGGCUUUCAGUAGAGCCAGCAAAAAUGUGAUAGUUAAGAAAUGUAUAGCUUCUUUGAAAUCCAGCCACUUACUGCAUGCCAACUUUUGUUGUCAUAAAAGAACUCAUAGCUGUGUCAAUGCUGUAAAUUUUGUUGUGUAAACUGUUUGUUGACAAUGGAUAAAUAUAUGGCCCAUGUUAGUAUGUGUGACGUGAUUAAAUAAACGUCUGAGCUCUAAAACACCUUAAUUGCUACCACUGCAAACUAUCAGCAGUUUUGCUCUUGAUUGUUUUUCACACAUCUUCAUGUUCCACUUUAUGGAGUCAUUCAGUCCUGGACAAUUUUACUUGUAUUACUCUCACCAUUAUCUUCUAUAUUUCUGCUUAAAUGAGAACCAAUAUGACAAUAUAUUUUUUUAGUUUUAUUUUGUUAUUUUCUUGUCAUUGCCAGAAUAACCAGCCUAUUCUGGGGACAAUGUAGGCGGGGGGCUACUUGGGCCACUCACAAAGCUUGAGAAAGAAAACGAUUGCAGUACAACCGUCAUAUUAUGUCAGCCCAGGGUUCUUCCAUUUCCCAUCCUGCCUACUAGCGUGUCACAGCUAAGUUGGGCUAAGCUAACUAAAAGGGGGGGGUAAUGAGGUAGAAUGAUGAGACCAAUGGCGUUUUUUUAGCGACCAACAUGCACAGACUGGUGAAUUUAUCUCAUAAAACUGAUUGACUAAUUAGUGAAAAUUAAAUAUCUAAGUUACUAAUUACUUGUAUAAUUGCCUGCAUGUCAAAGUAUGCAUCGCAUUCAAAUGUUUGCUCAGUGCUUCCCUGAGAUGCUUGCAUGAUGUGCUUUAAUGUUUAGACUCCAUAUUGCGACUCCAGUUUCUUGAACACAAUGCUACAUUGUAGACUGUUAUCAGGGAUGUGAACUCCAUCUUUUGGUACGUCUUCCACACUAAUGCAAUGAAUGAUUCAUUUGCAUCCUGUGUCUGAAAUCUUGAUGUCAUUCAAGAGCUCUGCCUUGCUAAGCCUGUCACAUAGUGGUACUUGCUCUUUGACUCUACCAAAGUCAGGAAUAGUGGGUUCUUGGCACUAACCUCUUGCCAGCAGCAACCAGGGCUCCAAGUACAAAUGGCACUUGGAGUAAUCACUUAUUGUAAUUUGAUUGCAAUCCACCAGUGUGAGUUUCAGUAUCAACUUACCAGUUAAUCAAGACUUACAGUGAUUAAAAAUAUGCAAUCUUUAAUGCUAUUAGCAUUAUUAGUGUACUUGACACACUUCCCAGUAUCUGUCUUGGUAUCUUUCUAUGUCUCCUGUGGAAUUUCAUCAUUGGGUAGACGAUGGCCUAAUGGAUAGAGCAUUGUGCUGAUUUGCAUAGGGAACCUGGAUCAAAACCAAUCUAUGGGCAAAUUUUAACCACUGGCUGUUUGUCACUCUUCAAUAACCUCUUUGGCAGCAAUUUGGGUGGCUGAGUAUGUGCUGCCCUACAGUGACAAAAAUAUUCCUAAAAUUUAUCUGGUGCUGGGUGAAAUCAAACCUCCAUCAUACGUACAUAUUCAGGACACUGCCUGGAUAUAUAUUCACACAUGCACACAGACUUCACACCAGUUCCACUAGAUGGUGCCGGUUCCAGGAGGAAUGCAAAAGAGGUGAUUGGCCGCUUAUGGGCCUCGUACAUGACCUGUUUCAACAGUGGCAACAUAGUGUUUCGCUACUUCAAAGCUAACCGCAAUAAUGUCAAUAUUCAUUAUGAAGAGAUGCACUUUCUGCUGGAAUUUUUUGUUGUGUUUCUGCUGGAUGGUGUUUUUGUUUCGACUUGCCACUCAAUACUGGCUUUGCACAAAUUCAUAUACUACUUCCUUUUUGUUCUUUUUCUGUGUGUCAUGCUUUUACUAUAGCUACAAAGCAUAAACAACCUUCUUGGGA
Messenger RNA from Rhipicephalus sanguineus (brown dog tick), 4214 nucleotides. RefSeq names its product protein RFT1 homolog. NCBI's taxonomy places the organism in Eukaryota, Metazoa, Arthropoda, Arachnida, Ixodida, Ixodidae. Bases 310 to 1980 code for a protein of 556 amino acids. The transcript has a single exon. Gene Ontology annotation, biological process: dolichol-linked oligosaccharide biosynthetic process; glycolipid translocation. Gene Ontology annotation, cellular component: endoplasmic reticulum membrane. The record is from RefSeq and is a predicted model, not a curated record.